GUACUGCAGCUUCUCGACUCGUUCCCAUCGAGGAGGCUGACACCUGAUGUAAUCUCGUUCUCGGCGGCCGCCAGCGCCUGUCGCACGCAGUGGCAGGAGGCCCUGAGUUGCCUCCAUCGUGCACUGGAGCAGUCAUUGGCUCCCGAUGCGAGUCUUUGGAGCGCCGUGGUUUCUGCCUGCGGUGAUGCCGGCGAGUGGCAGAGGGCCUUGCUGCUCCUCGCGACUGCGUGCCACGUCGACGCUGGUCUCUAUGCGGCUGCAAUUGGCGCCUGCCAGAUCGGAGCUCAGUGGCAGCUCGCGCUGCACUUCUUGGGAGAGAUGCGGCUGGCAGGUGUUUGCCACCAGCCGGGCCUCGGGAAGCGGACCAAAGAUGUCCAAGUCAGUGACCGGCUGGUGGCUUUCGGUGCUGCAAUGAGUGCUGCGGAACGGCGCAACUGGUUGUGGGCACUACGCCUGGCUGAAGACCUGGGUCAGGAGGGCCUGCGUCACAACAUCAUCACGCGGAGCGUAGCAGUGAGUGCCUGGGGCCGCGGGUAUCGCUGGCAGCAGGCUCAGGCCUUGCUGCAUAGCAUCGACCGCGAGUCGGUGCAGGCCAAUGUUUUCACCUUCACUGCCACCAGUUCAGCAGCCGAAAAGGCGCAGCGGUGGCGGACGGCCGCGGAUCUGCUGUGUGUUAUGGGCUGUCAGAGUGUCCAGCCCAACGUGCAGGCCUUCAGCGCCCUUUGCAGCGCCUGGGCCGAAGAUGGAUCCUGGCGCCAAGCCGCGGCGCUAGUGCAAGUGAUGCAGACAGCAGGCCCGCCGCCAAACCAAUUCACAUUCAACGGCCUAGCACGUGCAUGCCAACGGGGCGACAGCUGGACCCAUGCGCUACGGCUUUUUGCCAUGCUGGACGAGGGAAGAGGAUUGCAGCCAGAUCUCCUUACCUUGGAUGCGACCAUCAAGGUCUUCGAGACUGGAGGUCAAACGCGGCUCCUCCCACCUCUUGCCCAUUCACUCCAGUUCGUCAGAACGGCAGACGGCAACCAGGAAGCGUUGGUUCUCGAGCUCUUGGGCCAUGCUCUCUUGGCAUCGCAGGCUGCAGCCUUUGCCCGGCGUCGUGUGAAGCCCGCACUGCGCAGGCUACAAGGUUGGCUGCAGCCCAGCGACCAAGAUUCUGUCCUCGCGGCGCAGUUCAGCCUUGGAGAACUGCACACGGCCCACGUGUUGAGGAGGACUUCCUUGUCGUUCCGAUAUGCGUCGUCACGUGCUUGGCUGCCAAGCGCCCGUCGUGCUGCGCGAGCCAGUGGCAGAAGCUCCCCCUCUGAGCCCAUGGCGAAGGAACUGCCGGCAUCCAUGGCGAUAUGCUCCGAGAAACAAGCCGUGCGAUGCCGUGCGUUUGGCCACGGUGGGAGCAGGCGCUACGAAGACAUGAAGCUGCUGAUGCAAGUCUAC
Molecule: messenger RNA, 1431 nt
Organism: Symbiodinium necroappetens
Lineage: Eukaryota; Dinophyceae; Suessiales; Symbiodiniaceae
Source: the annotation of a GenBank genome assembly